Messenger RNA from Ficedula albicollis (Collared flycatcher), 2196 nucleotides. It is a transcript of the gene CNGA3, whose product is annotated as cyclic nucleotide gated channel alpha 3. Gene Ontology annotation, biological process: potassium ion transport; monoatomic cation transmembrane transport. The transcript has 8 exons. Gene Ontology annotation, cellular component: plasma membrane; intracellular cyclic nucleotide activated cation channel complex. Gene Ontology annotation, molecular function: voltage-gated potassium channel activity; protein-containing complex binding; cGMP binding. Lineage: Eukaryota; Metazoa; Chordata; Aves; Passeriformes; Muscicapidae. The record is from RefSeq and is a predicted model, not a curated record. The coding region runs from base 1 to 2196 and encodes 731 amino acids.
AUGGCAAAAAUCAACACCCAGCACUCCUACCCUGGUCUGCACAGCCUGUCUGUCAGAACUGUUGAUGAAGAUAUCGAAAGGAUUGAAAAUGGCUACAUCAGAGCCCAUUCACUUCGUGAGGAUGCAUGUUCAGAGCUGCAGGGUGUCAUUUCUGUGGAGGGAGGACAUGUACCUGAAUCCCAGGCAAGCUCCUUCACCGGUAGGGGAGCAAUGGCAAGGCUGUCACGAUUUGUCUUAUCUGUGAGGUCAUGGGCUACAAGGCACUCACACCAUGAUGACCAAAGGCCUGAUUCUUUCUUGGAACGUGUCAGAGGGCCAGAGCUUGUAGAGGUGUCCACCAGGCAGAGCAACAUCCGCUCCUUUUUGGGUGCCCGGGAGCGGCCCGGGGGAGCAUACAGUCACUGGCCCUUGGCCAGGUUUAAUGUCAACUUUAGCAACAACACCAAUGAAGACAAAAAGGAAGAAAAGAAAGAGGUUAAAGAGGAAAAGAAAGAGGAAAAGAAAGAGGAAAAGAAAGAGGAAAAGAAAGAUGACAAAAAAGAUGACAAAAAAGAUGACAAAAAAAAGGAAGAGCCGAAAAAGGAGGUCUUUGUGAUAGAUCCUUCAAGCAAUCUGUACUACAACUGGCUAACUGUAAUUGCAGCACCUGUGUUCUAUAACUGGUGUAUGCUAGUGUGCAGAGCCUGCUUUGAUGAGCUACAAAUGGACCAUAUUAAAAUGUGGCUCUUCUUGGAUUAUCUCUCUGAUAUUAUCUAUAUUAUUGACAUGUUCGUCAGGUUCAGAACAGGCUUCCUUGAACAAGGCUUGCUAGUUAAGGAUGAGAAGAAAUUACGAGAACAUUAUACCAAAACGAUGCAGUUCAAACUGGACGUGCUGUCUCUUGUGCCAACGGACCUGGCAUAUUUCAAGCUUGGUUUGAACUACCCCGAGCUCCGAUUUAACCGCCUGCUGAGGAUUGCUCGGCUCUUUGAGUUUUUCGACCGUACUGAGACCAGGACAAAUUAUCCCAACAUGUUCCGAAUUGGCAAUCUUGUGUUAUACAUUCUUAUCAUCAUCCACUGGAACGCGUGCAUAUACUUUGCGAUCUCAAAGGUGAUCGGCUUUGGAACCGACACCUGGGUGUAUCCCAACGUGUCUGUUCCGGAGUACGCGCGCCUCUCCAGGAAGUACAUUUACAGUCUGUACUGGUCCACGCUCACACUGACAACCAUCGGAGAAACCCCGCCCCCGGUGAAGGAUGAGGAGUAUCUCUUUGUGGUCAUCGACUUCCUGGUGGGCGUGCUCAUCUUUGCUACCAUUGUGGGUAACGUCGGCUCCAUGAUUUCCAACAUGAAUGCUUCCAGGGCAGAGUUCCAGGCCAAAGUGGAUUCCAUUAAACAGUACAUGCAAUUCCGAAAAGUGACUAAGGAUUUGGAAGCCAGGGUUAUUAAGUGGUUUGAUUACCUCUGGACUAACAAGAAAACGGUGGAUGAGAAGGAAGUUCUCAAAAAUCUGCCUGACAAGCUGAAGGCUGAAAUUGCCAUCAAUGUCCAUUUGGACACGCUGAGGAAAGUGCGUAUAUUCCAGGAUUGUGAGGCUGGACUUCUCAUUGAGCUGGUGCUGAAACUGAAACCUACAGUCUUCAGUCCUGGUGACUACAUUUGCAAAAAAGGAGAUAUUGGAAGAGAAAUGUACAUUAUCAAAGAGGGAAAAUUGGCCGUGGUGGCGGAUGAUGGCAUAACUCAAUUUGUAGUCCUAAGCGAUGGCAGCUACUUUGGUGAAAUCAGCAUCCUAAACAUCAAAGGCAGCAAAUCUGGCAACAGGAGGACAGCCAACAUUAGGAGUAUUGGUUAUUCAGAUUUGUUCUGCUUAUCUAAGGAUGAUUUAAUGGAAGCUCUCACAGAAUAUCCAGAAGCCAAAAAGGCUCUGGAAGAGAAAGGACGUCAAAUUCUCAUGAAAGACAAUUUAAUAGAUGAGGAGGCAGCAAAAGCAGGAGCUGACCCCAAAGACUUGGAAGAAAAAAUAGGGCGACUCGAAGUAGCUCUGGAUACGCUGCAGACUAGGUUUGCAAGGCUCUUGGCUGAAUACAGUGCAUCUCAACAAAAGGUGAAACAGAGACUUGCCAGAGUAGAAACCCGAGUGAAAAAAUAUGGUAGUGGCAGCUUAUCAGUUGCAGAAGCAGAGGCUGAAAAACCUGAGGAGGAGAAAAAGCAGUAA